Messenger RNA from Menidia menidia (Atlantic silverside), 4480 nucleotides. NCBI's taxonomy places the organism in Eukaryota, Metazoa, Chordata, Actinopteri, Atheriniformes, Atherinopsidae. The record is from the annotation of a GenBank genome assembly.
GGGAAGCACCGGAUUAGUUGCUCUGUGCCAUCCUUUUCAGGUCAGGAGGGCUGCCGAUUCUUUUGCUUUCUGAAUUGAGGACAACUUCAAAUCAUCAACAAUCUGGGAAUUCUAGGUUCUGUGCAUUGCUGCAGAUGAGGCUGUUGGUACUUUUGGGAAGAGGCAAAUGGACCAGGGCAGUGGCUUUUCCGCAUUUUAAAGGCUCAUGGAUGUUUUUGGACCUUUCACUGUAUUUGGAAAUGCGAUUUUCACAUACAAGCUAAGGGAGCAAUGAUGUUCCCCUCAGGUGUCAUCACCUCUGCUUUGUCACUUCACUAGAUGGCGACUACCUCAAAUCAUGUUUAUGAUCAAAACUUGGACAUUAUCUUGUGAAGUUGUGACUUCUCUGGAAUCCUUAAACGGGUUUAUUCAAUGAUGCUGUAGAAUUGGUGGCGAGUGCAGUUAUGUCACGGCUCCUCUGAGGCAUCUUCAGACUGCUUACCUGUGAGCCAGAAACUCCGAAGUGUGAUGGGUAGAAUGAGACCUCACGUUCUGAUGGGUUGGUGGACUUAAACUCUAGGUACUACAACAACUGCACUGGAACCCCACGUAAAUUCUGAAAGGUAAGUGGGGGGCAGGGGGAAGAUUUAAAUGGUGUUAAUAACAGAGGAGCAAGAGAAAGAUUCAAAGAUUCAAGAGAAUGGAGUGGCUGGAAGGAUUGGAGCUAUUGACUCUGAGUACAGAGCUGACAAAGUGGCUGCAGGUCCACCCACCAUGUCAAUCAGUGAGGUUGACGAAAAUGGAGAAGAGUGUGAGGUUGAAGUUGACUACAUGCAAAACUAUUGGGAGGAUGAGGAUGAUGUCUAUCAGGAGUUUGAGGAAUUGGACUUUGAGGCCUUGCCGGAUCACCCAGACACACGAAGCAUCACCUCAGAUGAUUCGUUCUAUCCCCCGGACAAUGCUGUCAUCACCCGAAUGUACCGCUCGCCAAGCCCCGAAAGCCCUGAACCCAUCUCCUUUUUCAAGGCCUGCUGCAAUAACAACGCCAUCAUUGUCAAGAUUAUGAUCAGACAAGGAAUCACCAAAGAAGAAGUCAAGGAAACAGACCGGAAUGGAAGAUCGGGCCUUAUCGUGGCGUGCUACCGUGGGUAUGUGGAUGUGGUCAUGGGCCUGUCUCACUGCCAGUACCUGGACGUCAACUGGCAGGACAAUGAGGGCAACACCGCCCUGAUAACUGCUGCACAAGCAGGUUACAUGAUGAUCACCAGCUACCUUCUGAAUUACUUCCCUGGUUUGGACAUCGAGAGGAGGAACUGUCACGGCUUCACGGCUCUGAUGAAGGCUGCCAUGCAGGGCCGGUCCCAGUGCGUCAGAGCCCUCAUGCUGGCAGGAGGUGAUAUCCAGGCUCGGGACCACGGCCGCAGAAUGACCCCCAAGCAGUGGGCCCUCUUCACCGGUCGAUAUGAGACGGCCUACAUGAUGGAUCGGCUCAUGUCAAACCCCUGUGCCGAGCAAUUCUGCGACUCCUUUCCCCUGGAGUGGCCCAUGUUGGAGGACCUGGUGCUCCAGGCCCAAGAACCAAAGGGCUGCUGGCGGGGUCUGAUCAACCACCUGUCCUGCUGCCACUACAGGUUCUACAUCAGCAACAAGGUCAACCCCGUGGACGACGGGGUCCUGGAACACAUGGUCCGCGUCACCACCGGCAUCUCCAGCCCCCUGAUCGCCACCGCGUGCCAAACCGUGUGCCCGGGCAGCCCGCCCUGCGUGGGCAAGCGCCGCCCCGCCGUGCAGGAGAUCCUGAGGAGGCAACGGGUGGCCGAGCUCAAGCGCCUGGGUCCGGAGCGGCUCAACAAGUACAAGAUAUUCUUCCAGAACUCCCGGGUGCUCCUCAUUCCCAAGUCGCAGGACCGCAGGGCCAGCCUGCAGCCGCAGCUGCUCAGCGAGGUGGCCGCCGCCUCCACGGCCGCCGUCCGGCGGGCCAGCCUCCUGCCGCUCAACAUGCUGAGGAGGAGCAGCAUGCGCUCGGGCCUCGUGGUGCCAAAGGUGAGGCUCUGCAAGGCCCCGCCCGCGAGCUUCGUCCCCGAGAAUCUCAGAAGAAGCAAAAACCAGAACCAGCUCCAGAUCCCCAAGUGGGACUACAAAAUGAAGAAAAUCGAGAGGAAGCAGGAGGAAGAGAGGCAACGAAUGCUAUCUCUGAUGAAAAGGAGAUAAAGGAUGGGAGGAAGAAUACGAAGCAGGAUGUGACUUCAAAGUGUCUUUUUAAAAAAAAAAACUGGCUUUGCAGAGAGGCUGAACCAUUAUUAUACAAUCAGACAAAAACUUUUCAUUUUUGUUAAGUUCUUAAACCUUUUUGGGUUUACUGCCUUGUUUUCUACAUGGAUUCACACACUUUCUUUGUGAGGUGCACUUUGAGCUGUGAUGUGGGCAAUAGAGGAUCAUGAAAAAAACAGAGAUAUAUUCAUUAUUUGCAAGGAUGUGUCCUCAAUAAAUCCCGUUCCUGUUGUCAGCUUUUACGGUGGCGUGUUGCAGUUAGCCUAACGCAUCCGGCGGAGGAACAGGUGGAGCCAAAGUGUCAGGGUGCUUUAAACAAGAUGCCCUCAAGCUGAGCAUCGCAACAUUUGCUGCUGGAGGAGGAGAGACCAGGCGGAUUUUACUGUGCGACACCAAAGCCAUCUUCAGAGAUUUUCAACCAUCAGUGUUUACAUUGUAUCAUACGCACACAAGGAUGCACAUUAGUGACCUGAUUCUCUGUCCUGUACACACUGCAGGAAUACAUUCUCUGGUUUGAUCUUAGUUUCAAAUGUACUGAGAACCGGGAGAAAAAGGAACAUUUGAAAUAUCAAGUUAAUGUGAGGUGUUUCAAAGGAGAGGAGAAGAAAGUGCCAUACAGUGGAAUGAUAUUUGCCAGAAGUGAACACUGAGAGGGAAGAAGUGGGCACUGAAAGGACAUCAGUCAGUGGGCUUUUAACAGGAUGAGGAGCUGCAUGCCAGCUGUUCCAGCAGACCUGAAUCUGGACGGGACCGCCCGGCCUGCCAGAGGACGUCCAGACGUCCAGACGUCCAUCUCCACUGGUAGCAGGUUCAACAGGUAUUUUCAACAAAGAGUUUGCAGCUGAGCCCAGGGGCCGGCUCACGCAGGCUUUGUGGGGAAGCUGAAAGGCAGAGCCUAAAAAUAAACAGCUUAGUUCUUUGCCGUGGCCCCGCUGAAUUCUGUGGUGAGCCAUUCUACUGUGUGACACCUGUUCUGUGAAUGCCGAGGAAGAUAAGAGGGCCAUUAUUAACCGUCUGCCUGGGGACUCAGUCAUUGUUGAAGUUCUGCUUUGAAACUGUAGUAAUGAAAAAAAAAACAAAGAAAAGAAGACAAAUGCUUUUCCAUGUCACUCAGUGAUGAAAAUCACAACAAGUAUGGUUCUUUGGUGAUGACAACUCUGGUCUGGAUGUAGACAUACGCAGAGCAUUGGAUAGCCAACCAAUAAGCAAAAAAUAAUAUCAAACAGACAACAUGUAAUGCAUUUGGAGUACUGAAGCACAUUAUCUGAAAUCAUCAUCUUCCAAAGUAACUUAGCAGUUUAUAAAAGUCUCGGCUGGUUUUAGUUGCAACUGAAAACACGGGCUUGUAAAAUUGUGCUCAGUUCUGGUGCCAAACACACUCAGGACCAAAUCAAAUCCCUGAUUCAAGGCUUUGAAAUGGUUCGAAAAACAAAAUGGCUGACUUUGCCCCUCUCAAAUGUUCCAACAUGUUUGAAUUACUUUGCUGUUUUUAAGUUAGGAGUUCUUCUAUUCAUGUGAAAGGAAUAAACAAGUGAAAUACUUUGAAAUAAUUACGAUACAUCGUCUUAAUUAAAAAAUAUAGAAUCAAUUAUGUUAAAAAAUUAAUAUUUCUAGGUGAUACUGCUUUAAAACAGAACGGCUGUCAUGGUUCUGAAUGUUCACUGAGCAUCUGUGUGUGCAGCAGAAUGUGAGACUCUGUGGGGACUCUUUCAUUUACACCUCCCAAAGGACCGUCUCUAAAACAUGUGAUAGCAUAUCAUCAUAUAGACAGCAGGGAAAAAGAAUGAUAUAUUUUUAAGUUUUGUUGUCAGAAAUUCAGUACAGGUUUACAAUGUAAAUGCUUCAGUCGGACAAGUUUGGCUAAUUGAACCUAAAAUAUUUCAUCGUUCUCUAAUGUUAAAACAGAAUGACAGUAAAACAAACAACUGAGCAAUUUACAAAACUCACGAAUUUAAUUUGGAAUUCCAUCUUCUAAGCUUUAGAGACUAAAUUCCUUUAAAAACGCCUCACAUUGCACUUUCCUGUUUAUGAGGAAUAUAUACACAUAAUACUUGAACGUUGCUGUAUUUGACUGUAUAAUGCUGAAUGUAACUGUGAUGCAUCUAAAAACACUGAUGUACUUUUUUUUUUUUACCACCGAUAUUGAAAGCUCAGCUGAAUUAAAGAGCUUACGCAUAAUUGUAAUGUUCUUUGAUUUUUGGGGAGUCGGUAAAGCGGGAUUUUUCACGCA